Molecule: messenger RNA, 1244 nt
Organism: Prorocentrum cordatum
Lineage: Eukaryota; Dinophyceae; Prorocentrales; Prorocentraceae
Source: the annotation of a GenBank genome assembly
GGCGGGUGGCCGGGGCUCUGUGAAGAGCGCGGCGAGGGCCCAAGCUCCGCAGCCAUCUUGCACACGUCGCUGUGCCUCAAGCGGUAUCCCGCGGGGUCUUCGCAAAGCUACACCCACGAGCAAGCAGUAUGGCCAAGUACCCUUGGGGUGAUGAAAACUUCACGAUGUCGUCGCUCCCAGUUUGCAUGCUCAUCUCAACUGUCUUGGUUGGUGGCGCACUGAUCGGUGUUGGCCCAGGUGGGGCCGUGAAUGGGUUUCCUGGUCCUGAAGACUUAUAUGGGGUAGUCGGCGUGACUUUGGGUUGGAUCGUCAUGUGGUACACGUUCUUGGGCAACCAGAUUGCGUUCAAGUUCGCAGAGAUGGAUGAGAGUCAGAAGCAGACUGCCGCCAACAUUGCUGACCGCGGUGUCAUCAAUACGAUAGAGCAAUGUAUCCCGUUCUUCCUGGUGCUGUGGUUGCAUGCGUUGUUCGUAAAUCCCAGCACUUCUGCAGUGCUCGGGUGGAUCUACGUGGUUAUGCGAUACCUCUACCCGGUAUGCUAUGGCUUAUAUGGUAAGUUUAAUAACAUGGUGGAAAUUCCCGCUCAGGUCAACUACGCUAUCAUAUUCUAUUUGUUUUGGGCAAUCGUCUACAAAUGCACCAAGGCCUCGGACUUUCACACGGACUUGACAAACAUUUCGCCAUUACUUGUUCCACUUGUCGUGUUCCUCUCUGGUGUCACGACCGUGAUGCUCUUCCUGGUCGGCUCAAAGCCAGCAGCGGCUGUAAUUUCGAAGGGCGUUGCCUGGGAUGCGGCAUACAAGCCUCCUUUGGCAUCGCAGUGAGACGAUGAACAUUCGAAAGCCUUGUGCUGCCGCAUGUCGAAGCGGUCUAAGUUACACAACCUGUGCAACCAGAACCAGAGGUGGAACCGCACCCUCUAGAACCCAAACUUAUAUGUCAGUGGGACAUCGUCGCCUGCACUUCAUUUUUCUCCAAACAUCCUUCAGCAGGAGAAGCGCGCCUUGGCGCGAACCAAGCUGGGGCGUCAGUCGAGCUCGGUUGAUUGGCCAUGAGGACGUGCAGGCAACUUUUUUGCGUGGAGCGGUCACUCGGGACAGUUUUGUUGUUGUGCUGUAAAGCUCGUUGUCGGGCUGGUGGGUUAGAGGCUCUCGCCCAGUCUCGCGCGUGAGCAGGAAGCUCGGCCCGCGACAGCGUUGCCCAAACCAUGUUGAUUGAUAACGGGGAGAAGACACGAGGAAGAA